This is a messenger RNA of Caenorhabditis sp. 36 PRJEB53466, 3867 nucleotides long. NCBI's taxonomy places the organism in Eukaryota, Metazoa, Nematoda, Chromadorea, Rhabditida, Rhabditidae. The record is from the annotation of a GenBank genome assembly.
AUGUCUAUGAAACUGAAAGAGUAAGUUCCAUUUUCUAAAUUUCAUUCAUUAGAUUUUUUUCAGUCUUCUUCCGGCUCCGGUAGCAGGAGAUGCUGCAGCUUCUCAGAUUCGUCGUGAUCCGUGGUUCGGAGGGCGCGGCGAGGAACAAUCGACGGCUCUCGUCUCUAAAGAACCGCCGCCGUAUGGAAAACGGGCCAGCUUCAGGCCUAGAGGACCCGAGGUGCGAUAGAACAAGAUUCGAUUGUUUAACCCGUGUUCAUUUCAUUUCAGGACUAUGGAGACGGAGGAGCGUUUCCAGAAAUUCACGUGGCCCAGUUCCCUCUGGGUCUUGGAAUCGGAGAUAUGAAGGGAAAGCCGGAGAACACUUUGGCACUGCAAUACGGAACCGACGGAAAGCUGCAGCACGAUGCGAUCGCGAGAAUCGGACACGCAAAGGACAAGAUUGUGUACUCAAAGUUGAAUGACAUGAAAGCGAAACGUGGAACGAGGACGACGAUGACAUUCAGAAGCCCGACGACGACGCAGUCAUCGACGCGACCGAAAAGACGCGGCUGGCGCUUGAGAAGAUUGUGAACUCAAAAGUGGCAUCUGCUCUUCCGGUACGGCACGCCGAGAAGCUGGCCCCCGCGCAGUACAUCCGGUACACACCGAGUCAACAGAACGGUGCCGCCGGAUCGCAGCAGAGAAUAAUUCGAAUGGUCGAAGAGCAGAAGGAUCCUAUGGAACCGCCAAAAUUCAAGAUUAACCAGAAGAUUCCGCGUGCACCGCCAUCGCCUCCAGCUCCGGUCAUGCACUCGCCUCCCAGAAAAAUGACCGCGAAGGAUCAGAACGACUGGAAAAUUCCUCCGUGCAUUUCCAAUUGGAAAAACCCGAAAGGAUUCACGGUCGGACUCGAUAAGAGAUUGGCGGCUGACGGACGUGGUCUCCAGCAGACUCAUAUCAACGAGAACUUUGCCAAACUCGCUGACGCGCUGUACAUAGCCGACAGAAAGGCCCGAGAAGAAGUGGAGACGCGUGCUCAGCUCGAGCGUCGUGUCGCACAGAAUAAGAAAUCCGAACAAGAAGCGAAGAUGGCCGACGCGGCUGCGAAGGCUCGUCAAGAAAGGACGGCUAUUCGGAAGAAGGAGGAUGAUGAAGAUGACCAAGCGAAAGCACGUGACGAAAUCCGACGAGACCGUCUUGACGACAUUCGCAAGGAACGCAAUAUUGCGCGUGCCCGGCCAGACAAGGCAGACAAGCUGCGGAGAGAGCGCGAGAGAGACAUCUCCGAGAAGAUCGUGCUCGGAUUGCCUGACAGCAACCAGAAGCGCACCGGAGAACCACAAUUCGAUCAGCGAUUGUUCGAUAAAACUAAGGUUCCUCGUAUUUUCCCUGUAAAAUUUACGGUUACUUUUGAUUUCAGGGUCUCGACAGCGGAGCCAUGGACGACGACACCUACAAUCCGUAUGAUCAGGCGUGGCGCGGAGGCGACAAUGUCCAGCAGCAUAUUUACCGUCCGAGUAAGUGUUUCUGGUAUUCGAAGCAUCUCGGCGGAAGGUGACCAGUGGCCUCGUUUUUCGCCGUUAUCACGGAGCACUCCCAACAACAAUAUUCAUUACGACCGACUGCACCCCGUCCCGGUUCAAUCGUCAAAAAUAGCGCAGCGUCUUAGUUAGCGGCCUAUCGUUGAUACCAAUAGUGCUGCAACCGGUGAACGAGUGGGUGACGUCAGACUGACCAGGAGCACGAACUGUUGGAGCCAUUGGGUGUCAAAACAUGACAGAGCACACAUGCACGCGCACACACGCACACACACGCACACACACGCACGCAAACAGGAACAAAUGACGAGAGUUUUUUGCAGGCAAGAAUAUCGACAAGGACGUUUACGGCGACGAUUUGGACAAGAUCAUGAGCCAGAAGAGAUUUGUGGCCGACAAGGGAUUCUCUGGAGCCGAGGGCUCGAGCCGUGGAUCCGGACCCGUGCAGGUUUUUUUUUCUGUCCUUUACGCCUUUUUGGAGUAUUUUGAUGACCGAACACAGUGCGGAAUUUGGAGAAUUCGGGCGCUGGCUCUGUGUUGACGAGCACUGACUGAUAAGCUACGAACUGGACGAUUCGUUGAUUUGUGCGUGUGCUCUUUAUCAAAAUUGGAUCAUUCGCAGGUGUGCUUGCGUCAUUACCGCGAAGACAAAAUGUGUGUUUUGGGAGUGGAAAGAUGCUUGACAUUUUUGAUUAUUGAGCUGCGUCCGGGAAGAUAAUAAUAAUAAUUCCCUUGACAGGAUUAACUCUGUUAUCAUCUCCUUUCUGAGAAGGAAUGCUCCUUUGAAGCGGAGGCUGAUCAUUCUCGAGAAUGGCGUGUAUUUCUUCUCAGCAACCCCUCAACUUGCAGUUUGUAACAGAUUUGUGACCUCCUUCCACGUAACAUUUCGAGCCGAACGAUCAAUCUUAUCACUACGAAGUCUUGCGUCCGCUCAGACUGCUCUUGUCUUUCGAAACCACCACACAUUUUAUCACUACUUACGAAAUAUCACGUCUUAUCGACGAAAAACCCCGCAUGUGAUUUGUUCUGGAAGGUGACGAGGAAACUAGAAAGAACUGGUGCGGCGACCGUCGGAGUGUGCCUAUUUUUAGAUUAAUCUCCUACAUCAGAGACGGUUUUUCUUCGGAAAAGUCAGCUGAAAACAAAAAAUUAGGAAAAAUGAAUCAGAACUCUUCCGACAGCGCGCAUUUCAAGCUUUGGCGCACAGAAAAAGCUUGCAGAACACGCCGUCGUCCGCCGCCCGCGCGUUCCUUUGCUGUUCUGAGACUUAAGAUGCGUUCCGUCGGAUCAAUACUGAUUUCAUUUCACUCGAUUUUUUUUGGGAAUGAGUUAAUUAUGAUGUAAACUAGCAAAGAGACACAAAGAGCACCCACGAGCAGUCAUAUUUCGAGAAAAGCUGUUUUGGCAGUGACCCCUAGACAUUUCUGCGAGUUUCUCGUCGCUGCUUUCCAGUUUCAAUCAUAAUGAACACAUUCCCCAAAAACAUUAGGAAAGAUGAAUCAGUAUUCGUCCGACGGCAGGCAUCUGAAGUUUUGCCGCACGGAAAAAGGGUUGGGGGGUGCGCCGCCGGCCGACGAAAUAAGCAGCCGACAGUUCACGGGACGGGAGCCGAACUUUCUCCUUCUCCUCACUGCACCCUCGCAAAGAAUCAUUGUGAGUCGAGCAUCCGUGUCGGUUUGUAGCAUGGUUCUGGAGCGCAGUUCAAAGGGUAAAACACUCGCUCGACGAUGAUGAUUGGUCGUCUUGCAUCACUGCGCUGAAAAAGAAGAUUUCUGUGAUUGCGAUGGUUGAUAGGUUGCGAAAGUUUUGUCCGGGUUUCCUGCGAACUUAUCAACGAAAUGUCGAUGACAAGAAAGACCUGGUCAGACACUGCGGCGGCCGGGUUGACGUGCCGAUGGAAACUUGCACACUCGUUAAAAUCCUCUCAAAUGGGCAAAGUGCGGUUGGGCACUGUGUUUUUCGUUGAAAUCAUUGCCGGGCCUGCUCGACUGCUGUCUAAAUUUGUGUUUCUCCGCGCGUAUGAUAACCACGUAGUGUUGUGAAAUGGUCACGGAAUGCGACGCUCGGUCGAAUUGCUAACAAUUUCAUAAUGUGAUAACAGCAAAACAUGCCAAAAAUGAUGAAGAGUGCACCAUGGAAUACAGUCACAACGCGCACAGUUUACUUAUGAUGAAUCACUAGAAUACAAAUGCCGUCAUGACUCAUUCACUCUUAAAAUGUCUUUUUUCAGUUCGAGAAGGAUCAAGACGUGUUCGGAUUGUCCUCUCUUUUCCAACAAGCCAAGGAGAAGAAGCGAGGCGGAGAGGGCGAAUCGCGCGACGACUCGAAACGGUCUCGACGCGACUGA